GCGAAGCAGAGCCGGCGUGCGGGGUGUGUAUGUGUUCGCUGGGCGCCGGCUCAGCCCCAGGAAGAUGGUGGCGGCGGCGGCGGCGGCGGCGGCGACUGAGGCGCUGCUGAAGGGGAGCACGGAGGCGACAGCAGCGCCCGCGGGCAGGAAGGUUGGGCAGCACCGACUCUGCGCCGCGACUGGGGCCUGGAGGCCGGGGCCGCGCGCCGGGUUGUGUCUCCCGUGGGUGCUGUCGCGGGCGCUACCCCCGCCACUGCUGCUGCCGCUGUUCUUUUCGCUACUGCUGCUGCCGCUGCCCCGGGAGGCCGAGGCCGCGGCGGUGGCGGCGGCGGUGUCAGGCUCGGUCGCAGCCGAGGCCAAGGAAUGUGACCGGCCGUGUGUCAACGGCGGCCGCUGCAACCCUGGCACUGGGCAGUGCGUCUGCCCCGCGGGCUGGGUGGGCGAGCAAUGCCAGCACUGCGGGGGCCGCUUCAGACUAACUGGAUCUUCUGGAUUUGUAACAGAUGGACCUGGGAAUUAUAAAUAUAAAACUAAGUGCACAUGGCUCAUUGAAGGACAGCCAAAUAGAAUAAUGAGACUUCGUUUCAAUCAUUUUGCUACAGAAUGUAGCUGGGACCAUUUAUAUGUUUAUGAUGGGGACUCAAUUUAUGCACCUCUGAUUGCUGCCUUUAGUGGCCUCAUUGUUCCUGAAAGAGACGGCAAUGAGACGGCCCCGGAGGUCACUGUCACUUCAGGUUAUGCACUGCUUCAUUUUUUCAGUGAUGCUGCUUAUAAUCUGACUGGAUUUAAUAUCACUUACAAUUUUGACAUGUGUCCGAAUAAUUGCUCAGGCCGAGGAGAAUGCAAGAACAGCAACAGCAGCAAUACUGUCGAGUGUGAAUGCCCUGAGAACUGGAAAGGGGAGUCGUGUGACAUUCCUCAUUGUACAGACAACUGUGGCUUUCCUCACCGAGGCGUCUGUAAUGCAAGUGAUGUCAGAGGGUGCUCCUGCUCCCCCCACUGGCAGGGUCCUGGGUGUUCAGUUCCUGUGCCAGCUAACCAGUCUUUCUGGAUUCGAGAGGAAUAUUCUGAUAUAAAGCUCCCCAGAGCCUCUCAUAAAGCUGUGGUCAAUGGGAAUAUAAUGUGGGUUGUUGGCGGAUAUAUGUUCAAUCACUCAGAUUAUAGCAUGGUUUUAGCGUAUGACCUGACUUCUAGGGAAUGGCUUCCAUUAAACCAUUCUGUGAACAGUGUGGUUGUAAGAUAUGGUCAUUCUUUGGCAUUACAUAAGGAUAAAAUCUAUAUGUAUGGAGGAAAAAUCGAUUCAACGGGGAACGUGACCAAUGAGUUGAGAGUAUUUCAUAUUCAUAAUGAAUCAUGGGUAUUGCUAACACCCAAAGCCAAGGAGCAGUAUGCAGUAGUUGGGCACUCUGCACACAUUGUUACACUGGCAACGGGCCGUGUGGUCAUGUUGGUCAUCUUUGGUCAUUGCCCACUCUAUGGAUAUAUAAGUGUUGUGCAGGAGUAUGACUUAGAAAAGAACACAUGGAGUAUAGUGCAUACUCAGGGAGCUCUUGUGCAAGGGGGCUAUGGUCAUAGCAGUGUUUAUGAUCACAGGACCAAGGCCCUGUAUGUUCAUGGUGGCUACAAGGCUUUCAGUGCCAAUAAAUACCGGCUUGCAGAUGACCUCUACAGAUACGAUGUGGAUACCCAGAUGUGGACCAUUCUUAAGGACAGCCGAUUUUUCCGUUACUUGCAUACAGCUGUGAUAGUGAGUGGAACCAUGCUGGUGUUUGGAGGGAACACACACAACGACACAUCCAUGAGCCAUGGCGCCAAAUGCUUCUCCUCGGACUUCAUGGCCUACGACAUUGCUUGUGACCGAUGGUCAGUGCUUCCCAGACCUGAUCUCCACCAUGACGUCAACAGAUUUGGGCACUCGGCAGUCUUGCACAACAGUACCAUGUACGUGUUUGGCGGCUUCAACAGCCUCCUCCUCAGUGACGUCUUAGUCUUCACCUCGGAGCAGUGUGGCGCCCAUCGCAGUGAGGCGGCUUGUGCAGCAGCAGGACCUGGGAUCCGGUGUCUGUGGGACACACAGUCGUCUCGAUGUACCUCCUGGGAGCUGGCAACUGAAGAACAAGCAGAAAAGUUAAAAUCAGAGUGUUUUGCCAAAAGAACCCUUGACCAUGACAGAUGUGACCAGCACACAGAUUGUUACAGCUGCACAGCCAAUACCAAUGACUGCCACUGGUGCAAUGAUCACUGUGUCCCUAUGAACCACAGCUGCACAGAAGGCCAGCUCUCCAUUUCCAAGUAUGACAAUUGCCCCAAGGAUAACCCCAUGUACUACUGCAAUAAGAAAACAAGCUGCAGGAGCUGUGCCCUAGACCAGAACUGCCAGUGGGAGCCCCGGAAUCAGGAGUGCAUCGCCCUGCCUGAAAAUAUCUGUGGUAUUGGCUGGCAUUUGGUUGGAAACUCAUGUCUGAAAAUCACUACUGCUAAGGAAAAUUAUGACAAUGCUAAGUUGUCCUGUAGGAACCACAAUGCUUUUUUGGCUUCCCUUACAUCCCAGAAAAAGGUGGAAUUUGUCCUUAAACAUCUUCGAUUAAUGCAGUCAUCUCAGAGCAUGUCCAAGCUCACUCUGACUCCAUGGGUUGGUCUUCGUAAGAUCAAUGUUUCUUACUGGUGCUGGGAGGAUAUGUCUCCAUUUACAAAUAGUUUGCUGCAGUGGAUGCCCUCUGAGCCCAGCGAUGCUGGCUUCUGUGGGAUCUUGUCAGAGCCUAGUACUCGGGGAUUGAAGGCUGCAACCUGCAUCAACCCACUCAAUGGCAGUGUUUGUGAAAGGCCCGCAAACCACAGUGCCAAGCAGUGCCGGACACCAUGUGCCCUGCGGACAGCGUGUAGCGAGUGCACUAGCAGCAGCUCCGAGUGCAUGUGGUGCAGUAACAUGAAGCAGUGUGUAGACUCCAAUGCCUAUGUGGCCUCCUUCCCUUUUGGCCAGUGUAUGGAAUGGUAUACAAUGAGCAGCUGCCCACCUGAAAAUUGCUCUGGCUACUGUACCUGUAGCCAUUGCUUGGAGCAGCCAGGCUGUGGCUGGUGUACUGACCCUAGCAAUACUGGGAAAGGAAAAUGUAUCGAGGGCAGCUAUAAAGGACCUGUGAGGAUGCCUUCACUGGCCUCUACAGGAACUGUGUAUCCACAGCCUCUCCUCAACUCCAGCAUGUGUCUCGAGGACAGCAGAUACAACUGGUCUUUCAUUCAGUGUCCAGCUUGCCAGUGCAACGGCCACAGCAAAUGUGUCAACCAGAGUGUCUGUGAGAAGUGUGAGAACCUGACCACCGGCAAGCACUGCGAGACCUGCAUAUCUGGCUUCUAUGGUGAUCCGACUAAUGGAGGCAAAUGUCAGCCAUGCAAGUGCAAUGGUCAUGCAUCUCUGUGCAACACCAACACUGGCAAGUGCUUCUGCACCACCAAGGGUGUCAAGGGGGAUGAGUGCCAGCUAUGUGAGGUAGAAAACCGAUACCAGGGAAACCCUCUCAAAGGAACAUGUUAUUAUACCCUUCUCAUUGACUAUCAGUUCACUUUUAGUCUGUCCCAGGAAGACGAUCGCUAUUAUACAGCCAUCAAUUUUGUGGCUACUCCUGAUGAACAAAACAGGGACUUGGACAUGUUUAUCAAUGCCUCCAAAAACUUCAACCUCAACAUCACCUGGGCUACCAGCUUCUCAGCUGGAACCCAGACUGGAGAAGAGAUGCCCGUUGUUUCAAAAACCAACAUCAAGGAAUACAAAGAUAGCUUCUCUAAUGAGAAAUUUGAUUUUCGCAACCAUCCAAACAUUACUUUCUUUGUUUAUGUCAGUAAUUUCACCUGGCCCAUCAAAAUUCAGAUUGCCUUCUCCCAGCACAGCAAUUUUAUGGACCUGGUACAGUUCUUCGUGACUUUCUUCAGCUGUUUCCUCUCUCUGCUUCUGGUGGCUGCAGUGGUCUGGAAGAUCAAGCAGAGCUGUUGGGCAUCCAGGCGGAGAGAGCAACUUCUUCGGGAGAUGCAACAGAUGGCCAGCCGUCCCUUUGCUUCUGUAAAUGUUGCCUUGGAAACAGAUGAAGAGCCUCCUGAUCUUAUUGGGGGAAGUAUAAAGACUGUUCCCAAGCCCAUUGCCCUGGAGCCCUGCUUUGGUAACAAAGCUGCAGUCCUCUCCGUAUUUGUGAGGCUCCCUCGAGGACUGGGCGGAAUCCCUCCUCCUGGUCAGUCAGGUCUUGCUGUGGCCAGUGCUCUGGUGGACAUUUCUCAACAGAUGCCAAUAGUGUACAAAGAGAAGUCAGGAGCAGUAAGAAACCGGAAGCAACAGCCCCCUGCACAGCCUGGAACCUGCAUCUGAUACUGCGCCAGGGACUCUCCCUCACAGAGGGCACAUGGUACACCAGGCUGUCGCAGGGGAGGGUGCAGGCAGGAAGCUGGUGCAGAACAGAAGACUGGAAACCCUUGAAGCAUCCACCUCAUGUGCAUGAUCAUCCAAGCUGUUUUGACGGUUCAUCCCUUCUGUGUCCAGCAUCUAACCUUUUACUUUUGCAUAGGAAAUAAUUUAAUUACAAGUCCAAGAAUAAGCUGCUCUACUCAUGGGUGGAGGAGACCAGCGUAGAACCAGCGAGAGCUGAAAGUGAUGCUGAGGUCCCUUGUGGAAACUCCUCUUGGGAGUCUCAACUGCAGAAGUGAUGACCUUGCCAGCAGCUCUCCAGCAGGGUCUUCUGACACUCCUCAGAUGGAUUGUUCUUAUUUGAAGCUUGUUGUCUUUUUACAAGAUGUGCUUUUACUCUCUUCCAGGAAGUAGCUUUUUUCUAGCUGAGAACUAAUAACGGUCUGUCUCUUUGAAAGUCAUAUCAAAGUAUAAUCAUUGGGGCCUUGUUUUGUUUUUUGGAGACAGGGUCUCACUGUGUAGCCCUAACUGGCCUGGAACUCACUAUGUAGAUCAGGCUGAACUGAACUCAUAGGGAUCUUUCUGCCUCUGCCUCACAAGUGCUGGGAUAAAAAGUGUGCACCACCAGGUCCAGCAAAGGGGGCUAUUUUAAAUGUCAAGGUAAUUGUGUUAGAAUAUAAACAAAUGUAAUAGAUAAUUCUCUAUAGCAACUUGAUUAAUUUAAUUUUAAUUCUUCUCUUUAUCUCAUGCUGUCAUGCACACACACACACACACACACAAAGUGCCUAGACUUUAAAUAGAUCUAGCAACUGGAAAGUUAAUAAGCCUAAGUUUUUACAUGACUCUGUUUCUCCAUUCUUGUAGAAUUUAAGUAACUACCAUUGCAAUCUGUUCUUUUUCUAAAGUGUAGUUUGCAGCCAGCAGAGACUUCUCAUCCCAAGAAACAUUUAAUAGGGGCUAGCAACAGGGACUGAGUGACCACCAGCCCCAGCCUAGUAUCACUCUAAGCCUGAUGCUGGGCCAACUCUCUGGGUUCCUUCUGCCAAGGCACCACAGAAAAGUACUCACUCAUGUCAUGUGCCUCUUUGAGCUGAUAAGAACACUCACUGAAUGUGUGGGACACUUGGCCCUGUCUUCCUGCAGCCCGCUCUCUCUGUGCCUGUGGACCAUCCCUAGGUUGGAUGGAGCAGACACUAGAAGAGGGGCGAUGCCUUGCAUUGGGGCAGCAUCUUCUCAGAGCCAGAAAAGGGCCCUGGUUCCAUCUCUCCCAAGUGUGGGUUGGCCCGGUCUCCUCCCAGAUCCAGCUGGUGGUGUAGGGAGGAAGUGGAUGCUCAUGAGGAUGAAAAGCACAUGGGGAGAACGGAAGGGACAAGACCCUCUUCUAAACAGAAAAUGACAGCAUUAAGAAGGGUGAAUGGCCCUCUGCUCUGUGCCCCGGGAUCCUACCUGGACAUUGCAUCUCCCCACUUAUGGUGCUCAGUAUUCUGGCAUUACAGCAGCCUCACCUUCCUUCGCCUGCUGCAUGUCCUGUGGCUCUGCUAGUAGUACCUGACCAGAACAGACCUCUAGGCAACAUGCUCAAGUUAGGAAUUUGGAGAAGUUAACACUCAAAAGAGCAGAAGCUGUAGCAUUUCAUCUUUAAAUGCAGUGCCAAGAGAGGGGGGGCAUUUCUCUAAGGCCAGCACUAACCCAAUUCCCGCCAAGACACUCCUGGAGAGAGACUUCCAAGCUGAACCAUAAAACACGGUUGCACAACGCACUGCUGGAAGACUCACCUCUCAAAACACUGCUUUUUCACAACAUUAUUAAAGGACAGGAGUUCCAGAAAAGAUCCCAAUCUCAUUCCCUGUGCAGUUAAGAGUGCCCCACACAUCUACGUCCCUCCCAAAACCCAGCACCUAUAAGCAUCUGCAGUGACCUAACCCUUCAUCUCCAUAAUCACCAAAGGGAUUCUUGGCCAGAAGAGAGAGAGAGAGAGAGAGAGAGAGAGAGAGAGAGAGAGAGAGAGAGAGAGAGAGAGAGAGUCCCACUGGGGUUUGUCCUUCAAGGAAAUUUCCCCUGCUUUGCUCAAAGAACCAAAUUUCUUUGGCCAAAGAAAUUGCUUCUAUGUUAGCUCCACACCUUGAAAUAAUAUGCACCAUGGUUCCCACCUACCUGCUUACAUUUUUUUCCCUUAGAGAUACUGUUUAUUCUUUGAAAAGGAAGAAGCAAAUGGCAGUUGAGGAACAGCCAACUCCACCUGCAUCUCCUUCAUAGCCAACAGCUCCCUUCAGGCUUGCAGCAGAAGGGAACGGCAGGGACAAAGAGCUCAGCUCAGAGCCAGUUACCAAGAGGACGUGGGGUUGUGACCCAGAACUGUGUGGCAUGGGAGAGCAUGUAUAUAAAGUACUCAUGAAGACACUGACCUUGCACUUGUACAUAACUAUACAGUAGUGUCCAGAAUGUUCAGACAUUCAGGGUGUACAUAAAACAGAAAAGUAUCAUAAUGUAUUUUUAUUAAACAUUAACAUCUGAAUUUCACCUAAUCUGUUUCUGUGCCAUAUACUGGGUAUCCAAGCUCUGAGAAGUCAACUUACCAGGCCCUGAUCCUUUGAUAAGGCCACACAUUGUACCACCAUGCUGGUGUGUUCAGUAGCCUUGUGCCCAUUAGGUAACUAAGUAAUGAUUCAGCUCUCAGAAUACCUAAGAAGAGCAAGCAUGGUGACACACCGCUGUGAUCCUAGCAUUUAGAAGAUAGAGGCAGGAAGAGCAAGAAUUCAAAAAUGAGGACUGGAGAGGUGGCUCAGUGGUUAAGAACACUGGCUGCUCUUGCAGAGGACACUGGUUCAGUUCCCAGCACCUACACAGUAGCUCACAACCCUCUGAAACUCCAAUUCCAGAUGAUCUGUUGCCCUCCACUGGCCUCCUCGGGUAUUGCAUGCAUGUGGUGCACAGCAAAUAUGCAGGCAAAACACCCUAUACACAUAAAACAUAACGAAAAUAAAGAAUUCAAGAAGAGCCUGGGCUACAUAGCAAGAGCCUGUCUCAAAACAAACAAACAAACAAACCUAUGAAGAGCCAGGCAGUGAGUCUGUUUACAUGGCAGUACACAAGAGAACUCAGGAAGCAAGAGUAUCCAUACUGUUGUGCAUCUCAAAUGUUCCUUGUGACUUCUGGCAUCUCUGUGGGGUGACCAGUCUAGUCCUGAGGUAUUCUGUUACUCUUUGAAGUCAAAGACUGUUACCUGUGAACAUUAGACUUUGCAAAGGGGCUCUCUAGGCCACAUUCUGUUGUAGCUUUGUCUAAAAUUUUAAUGAUGUUUCUGAGAACCGUGUUCUUUUUAUACUAAAAACUGGGGAUGGGGGCUCAUUUGUUAAUAAGUAGCGCCGUUUCCCUACACCUCAGCCUCCUGUCCCCCUCCUGGUCUUCCCUACACAGUCUGGAGAAGGGUCUGAAAGGUCAAAGGAGAUGUGGCAAGAAAGCAACCCAUUGCCUCCUGAGCUAGCCUGUAAGAAGACGUCAGCAAAAGGAAAGUACCAGCAUAUCUGGAAGGCUUGAAGUGUAAGAUAGGAUCUUGUUAGGGAAUUGGAGAAACAAGAACAGAACAGGAGAUGCCAUAGCCUGCCAGUACCCAUCCUCCUUCAGUGCAGUGAGGUGUGCAGGGUGAAGAGUGACUCGCUUCCUUGGGGGAUGGUGCUGUUUUUAUGAACACUUUGAUCCUUGGUGUCCUUUAAUUGAACAAAUAUUUACUAAACACUUGUAAGCUAAGCUAACAUAAGAGCAGUGACUGGGGUGGAGAUCCAGCUCUUUGGACACAGCCGUCACCCUAGGGGAGCUCCUGGGGUGAGCCAUGGCUCCCUGAUGAGUCUGAAGUGUUGACCCUGGUCACACAGCCCCCCAGCACAGCUCUGGACCGAGAUGUCAGCAUGGCCUCUGACUGAGCAGAGCCCCUGGAGCAGGCGCCUGCCUGCAGGGAGCCCUCGGGGUGCCCUCCCAAGUGCAGAGAAACUGGCACCUUCUCUGCUGAAGGACUCGGACUCUGCACAAAACACUAGCAAAGCCUGCUGGACCAGUUCGGCCUCUCGAAACGUUUCACGGUUAUUUACAGUUCACUGUUUGUCUUCAUCCAGCUUAGUCUGUUCAUAUGUGUAAUUAGCAUCUGUUGCACUUGUGUAAAUAUGGAGUAAGUAUUGUAAACUAUUUAAUUGCUGGGAUUGUUGGUGUUAUACCUACAUUUAAGACUGCAAUUUUUGGUAUUUUUUGUAUUGUAAAAUAACAGCUAAUUUAAUCAGGAACGAGAUUUGGGGGGUCUGCAUUUUAAAUGCAAAUGUGAAGCACUUGUAUAUAAACAAAAGUAAAUACUGUAAUACAAAAUUCCUUCUGAAAUAAAAGUAGA
This is a messenger RNA of Chionomys nivalis (European snow vole), 8765 nucleotides long. RefSeq names its product attractin (gene Atrn). Gene Ontology annotation, cellular component: Golgi apparatus. Gene Ontology annotation, molecular function: protein binding. The transcript is spliced from 29 exons. The record is from RefSeq and is a predicted model, not a curated record. NCBI's taxonomy places the organism in Eukaryota, Metazoa, Chordata, Mammalia, Rodentia, Cricetidae. Bases 65 to 4354 code for a protein of 1429 amino acids.